GGCGGAGGGGCCGCCAUCGCGUGUGCAACGGGCGAGCAGCAUCCGGAGACGCCUGGCCCGAGCUUUGCGCUACUCUGCUGCACAACAGAAGGAACAAUCACAGUAUUUCUCAACCUAGCCUGUUUUGUCGAUUCUUCUUCCUCUCCAGUCUGCUUCUGUUAUUCCAAAUUUUGGGAGUCUGCCGACAACUAGGAUUUGCAUCAAGAUUGCGAUUUGAAGUGGAGAAUUCAUAGAACUUCCACAAUGGCAGAAAGGACAGAUAAUACAAAAUCCCAAAUUUCACUGACUGAAUACAGCCCCGUCAAUAAAUCAGAAAGGACAGACCCAAGUGGAACACGAGAUGGAGACGAAAAUGCAUUGCAACUGAAGAAAGAAAUAUCUUUGAUAAAUGGGAUAAGCCUUAUAGUAGGCAACAUGAUUGGUUCAGGUAUCUUUGUCUCUCCCAAAGGAGUUCUCAUGUACAGCAAAUCCUAUGGAUUGUCUUUAAUAGUUUGGGCAGUUGGAGGAAUUUUCUCCGUCUUUGGAGCUCUCUGCUAUGCUGAACUUGGAACGACUAUUACAAAGUCAGGAGCCAGCUAUGCAUAUAUCUUGGAGUCUUUUGGGGGCUUCAUUGCUUUUAUUCGUUUGUGGACCUCGCUCYUAAUUGUUGAGCCGACUAGUCAGGCAAUUAUUGCCAUCACCUUUGCUAAUUACAUUGUUCAGCCUUUCUUCCCUUCCUGUGACCCUCCGUAUUUGGCUUGCCGCCUCAUAGCAGCUGCUUGUGAAUGUCUUUUAACAUUUAUAAAUUGUGCCUAUGUUAAAUGGGGCACACGUGUACAGGAUAUAUUUACUUACGCUAAAGUUACUGCUCUUAUUGUCAUCAUUAUCACCGGACUUGUUAAAAUAUGCCAGGGAUAUGUGUCACACUUUGAGAACUCUUUUGCGGGAUCUUCUUCUGAUGUUGGAGACAUCUCCCUUGCACUAUAUUCUGCCUUGUUUUCUUACUCUGGCUGGGAUACACUCAAUUAUGUAACAGAAGAAAUCAAAAAYCCAGAAAGGAAUUUACCACUGGCUAUUGCAGUAUCUAUGCCUAUUGUGACUAUUAUCUAUAUUAUGACCAACAUAGCUUACUAUACAGUGUUGGAUGCUCAAGCUGUUCUCUUUAGUGAUGCUGUAGCAGUGACAUUUGCUGACCAGGUAUUUGGUGUCCUCAGCUGGACAAUUCCCAUUGCUGUCGCCUUUUCUUGUUUUGGUGGACUUAAUGCCUCAAUUUUAGCAUCAUCAAGGCUGUUUUUUGUCGGAUCUCGGGAAGGUCACCUUCCUGAUCUGCUGUCGAUGAUCCACAUAAAGAGGUUCACACCUGUGCCAGCACUGCUCUUCAAUUGUUUUAUGACCCUUAUUUACCUCGCCGUGGAAGAUGUCUUCCAGCUUAUUAAUUACUUUAGCUUCAGUUACUGGUUUUUUGUUGGUCUGUCUAUUGCUGGGCAGUUGUAUCUACGGUGGAAAGAACCAGAUCGGCCCAGACCUCUUAAGCUGAGUCUGGCUUUCCCAAUAAUAUUCUGUAUAUGCACAGUAUUUCUGGUGGUAGUGCCACUCAUUACUGACUUUGUAAAUUCAAUGAUUGGAGUUGCCAUUGCUUUAUCUGGAAUUCCAUUCUAUUUCUUGGGAGUCUAUUUACCUGCAUCAAGRAGACCUCAAUUUAUUAACAAGAUUAUGGGUGUCAUCACACGAAACAUGCAGCUGCUCUGUUACUGUGUUUUAACAGAGAUGGACCCAAAUGAAGAAAUUAAUUUAGAAAUCAAAUCCAACUAAAGUUUAAAGCUAUUACAAGAAGCAGGAGGGAGGACAAAGCAAUUACAAAACCAAAAGAAAAGAAAAGAGGUAGAACUGGAAGACACAGGAAAACUCUUUUCGAUGGUCUUCCAGAAAUGCUGAAAAUGUUCUUCCUUGCAGAUGGAUUCCAACAUAGAUCGUGUCCUUGGGUCAUGCCCCUAAACUGUGGCAUGUUUUCAUUGGAUAAUGAUUACCUACUCAUUACCUACUCACACAAGCUGUGUGUCAAUACUGUUUCUUCUUCAGAAUUGGUAUGAAAAUGAUAAGAGCUAACAGAUCAAAUUAGAUUUUUGCAGAACCAGAUGGUAAAGUAAUGCAUUAUUAAGUUAGACUAAAACCCACUUUGACUCCAAAGACCAAGUCACUUCCAGCUUAAUUCUGAUGGAUGUUUGCAUGAAAUGAUUUGCUGUGCUAUCUCAGUUCUGCACUCAGUUCUUAUCCCAGAAGACAACUGSUCACAAAAAACGACCUAAUUUAUCAUUAGGAGCAGAAAAACUAAUGAAGUUCUCCAUUAUUUAAAGACUGAACCAACCUUUCCCCUUUGAGGAUUUUAUUCUGUAUGGUACAUAGAAAUGUUUCUGACUGUAGCUAGGAUCUAAUCAGCAAAACACCUGGUCACUAAAGAUUUGAUUUAUAGUUGAUGAUUUUUUUUUCUUGUUAACUUGUUAGUACUUUGCCAAUUUCUGCUAGGUUUUAUAAAAUUUCCAAAAUUAAAAUGUUCAGUUUGAAGCCUGUAAUCAUUUAUUUUUGAACUGUUUCAGUGAACACACCUUAGCCCGAGUUAGCUCAGCAGUCAGAAAAUUCCCUUUGUAAAUUUCAGUACUGUUCACUAGAAAAUAACCAUCCAAAACCUCACAGAAAUCCCUGUGGCAGCAGCUUGAAAGCUGACUAGCAGGAAGAAAAGCUAG
Malurus melanocephalus (red-backed fairy wren) is the source of this 2720-nucleotide messenger RNA. RefSeq names its product solute carrier family 7 member 6 (gene SLC7A6). The transcript has 11 exons. NCBI's taxonomy places the organism in Eukaryota, Metazoa, Chordata, Aves, Passeriformes, Maluridae. Gene Ontology annotation, cellular component: membrane. Gene Ontology annotation, molecular function: L-amino acid transmembrane transporter activity. The record is from RefSeq and is a predicted model, not a curated record. Gene Ontology annotation, biological process: amino acid transmembrane transport. Bases 244 to 1791 code for a protein of 515 amino acids.